GAAGCUGAAGCUGAUUCAUUACAUUUUUUUUAACAAUAAGAGCAGCUAGGUUAACAUAUUGGGAUCUGAUUCAAUAUGUUACUUCUGCAAGAUUGACUUACCUUGAAACACUACUCUUUUUUUGCAGAAGACCGCAUUCCAGGAUAUAUAUUACCUCUUGCUCCAGGAAAGAAUGCUGGCACAGUUCCUCUCUACCCCACAUAAAGUAUUUUAAAGCCUGUCAAUCUUUACAGUAGUAUUUCAGCCUGUUGAAAAUAAUCCAUGAUUUAUCUAGUCAUUUGGAAUUAAUGGAUAAAAAGAAGUGAUUGCAUUUAGAAAAUCGUAAAGGUGAUCUCAAUCAACUAAAAAGUCACAAAGAAUUCAUUCUCCAUAGCCCUUCCAGCUCAAUACAAGCCUGAUCUUUUGCAAUGAAGACUUUGAAGCAGUUUGCUCUCUUUCUCCAUUUUUUUAUGCCUGUGGUGAAGUUAGCACCACCUAACCAACAGUCUGUUACAUUUUAUGACUAUGGAUUGGCCACUCUUGAAGACACUGUAUUUAAACAAGAGUAUGAAGACACUAUAUUUAAGGAAGAUGAAGACCAACCAGCACAGGAUGCAGUAAAAAAUAAGGAAAACAAUGGUAUGAUCAUUUUCCAUGAAAAUGAACUACAAGUCCAGAGAGAUGAAGAAGCACCUGAAGCGUCACCAACAAAAGAUACAGAUUUGCCUACUUGUUUGCUGUGCGUUUGUUUAAUUGGUUCAGUUUACUGUGAAGAAACAGAUAUUGAAAGUGUUCCAGCUCUGCCAAAGGAAACAGGCUACCUUUAUGCACGAUUCAACAAAAUCAAGAAGAUCAAAACCUCCGACUUUGCUGACAUUCCCACCCUAAGAAGAAUUGACUUGACUGGAAACAAUAUAGAAGAAAUUGAAGAUGGGACUUUUGCAAAGCUAACAUUAUUAGAAGAACUUUCACUUGCUGAAAAUAGGCUGCUCAAGCUUCCAGUUUUGCCUCCAAAGCUAACUACCUUUAAUGCAAACCAUAACAGAAUUAAAAGCAGAGGAGUUAAAGCAAAUGCUUUCAAGAGGCUGACCAAUUUAUCAUACCUCUACCUAGCACACAACGCACUGGAAUCUGUUCCCCUUAACUUGCCAGAGAGUCUGCGUAUUCUGCAUCUUCAGUAUAACAAUAUAACGAGCAUCUCAGAUGACACCUUCUGCAAAAACAACAAUACACGUUAUGUUCGUAAUCGCAUGGAUGAGAUACGAAUGGAAGGGAACCCAGUCAUCUUGGGAAAGUACCCCAACGCGUUUAUGUGCUUGAAAAUGCUGCCUAUAGGUUCUUGGUUUUAAAUUGCUAAUGAAACUGGAAGUGGUAAAAAGUAGGUAAAGAUGGCAAUUAUACCACUGUUUUAAUGUAUCUCCAUGUUAGUACCUUCCUACACAUAUUCAGACCUUUUAGCAGUUAUAAUGUAUUUAGUUCUACCUUAAGGAACUGGGCAAAGUUACACCUUUUGAUUUAAUAAGCUUGAGCCUUUUUAUUUCUAUAACAUAGAUUCAACAUGAGACCAGUAAAAAUAUUCUUUAUGCAUCAGAGCCAACCCUUUUCAUGUGAACAAGAAAAAAAUCAUGUUAGCACUGCAAGAGGAAUAGUUUGAUCAUUCGAUAGAUCCGUUGUAUUCUUAUAAGUCUAACAGUACACUUGCAUGAUGUAGGAAGCAAACAGUGCAAAUAUAGGAAAAUACAGGGAGCUGAAAUUGCUGAACUAAAGAAAGUCUUUGUUAUUUUGUUGCCAAUGCAAAGAAUCUGUACUUAGUAUACUACUGUUUUAUAGUGGGCAGGUCCACAAACGGUAGUAAGGGAUACCAGCAGGGGGAUGAGAAGACACACACAUAAACCUUCUUCUGUGUAAUUAGUAAUUUUCCAAAAUGUUGGUGGUAACAUCACUGUGAUUGCAUUAAAGAAGGAGGAAGACAGUUGUGAGCCAAUCACUAUUGAAGGUUCAGUUAUGUCAGGCUAGACAUGGAGUAGCACUGGAAAGGGGGGCAGGUAUAAGAAUUACGGGAACACAGAAAUGACAUAUAUAGGAGCUAAUGUGAAAGGUAAAGGAUGGGGAGGGAAGAAGCAACACAGACAAUUAUGAACUAGAAAGCUAUAUCCAAUUAAUGUUCUAGUGAUGGGUGCAUGGGGCAGAACAUCUAAACAUUUAAGAGGGAAUACAGUGAUCCUGAUCCUACUGAAAGUCAGCAAGGGAUAUUUAUUAUCCUUGCAAAUACAAUGGCAUUAUUAAGAUUCAUAUUUCUGUUUAACACCAAUCAAAUUAACUACUGAAAUAAAACAGAUCAACAAGUCAUAGACAUGGAAAACGCUCAGCUUCAAAGACUUUUCAUUAUAUGGUUAUCAGAAAGGUGAUAAACCCAAAACAUUCCUCUUCACAACUCAUCACAAAACAACUGGAUUAUGCUACACUUCAACAAGGACAUCUCAAAAAGUUCUUCAAGUCCAUUUAGAAUGGAUAGAUCUUCUGAAAAGGAGAGCUAGCCAUUUAAGAAACACUGAGUACAUCCUUUAGAAGUUUAAA
Messenger RNA from Gekko japonicus, 2556 nucleotides. RefSeq names its product osteoglycin (gene OGN). The transcript is spliced from 7 exons. The record is from RefSeq and is a predicted model, not a curated record. Gene Ontology annotation, molecular function: protein binding. NCBI's taxonomy places the organism in Eukaryota, Metazoa, Chordata, Lepidosauria, Squamata, Gekkonidae. The coding region runs from base 408 to 1328 and encodes 306 amino acids.